Messenger RNA from Ilex paraguariensis (yerba mate), 360 nucleotides. Lineage: Eukaryota; Viridiplantae; Streptophyta; Magnoliopsida; Aquifoliales; Aquifoliaceae. The record is from the annotation of a GenBank genome assembly.
AUGGAUGGGUACGUAUCUCAUAUGUGGCUGUGUGUUCAUUUCUUGGUUGCUGAAGCAUCAGACUCAUCCGAAACAGACAUGACCGGAAAGCUCGACUCUGAUACAAAACGCCGUCGAGUCCAAGACAUCGGAUCAAGCAUUGUACGUAGCGCUUCAGUAUUAGCUCGAACGCUUCGCAACAGUGAGGAGAAGAAAGAGAAGCGACACCGCGAUCUAAUGGAGCUCGAAGAACGCAGACUUCACAUCCAAGAAACACACAACGAAGUGAACCAGCAAGGAAUUGCCAGUCUCAUAGCAGCAGUAAACAACCUUUCGGGUGCCAUUAAGUCCCUCAUUUCGGACCAGCAAGACAGCAAAUGA